Zeugodacus cucurbitae (melon fly) is the source of this 6719-nucleotide messenger RNA. It is a transcript of the gene RhoGAP1A, whose product is annotated as active breakpoint cluster region-related protein. Gene Ontology annotation, molecular function: GTPase activator activity; guanyl-nucleotide exchange factor activity. Gene Ontology annotation, biological process: signal transduction; positive regulation of GTPase activity. NCBI's taxonomy places the organism in Eukaryota, Metazoa, Arthropoda, Insecta, Diptera, Tephritidae. Gene Ontology annotation, cellular component: membrane. Bases 972 to 4979 code for a protein of 1335 amino acids. The transcript has 13 exons. The record is from RefSeq and is a predicted model, not a curated record.
AACCACAGUAUUGUGUUGCGUAUAAAAAAGAACAACAACACUGUGAUUUGACGACAACGACAAAUGUAAAAUGGCAAAAGAAGUUUGUUAUCUUAUCACAGCAAACGCGUAAGCAGCAAUCGCCCACCAGUGCCACAAUCACGACACUCACUCAGCAGCAGAGAUCAGCCACCCGACGCUGCCCACACUCCAUGCCCUCACAAACAAGAUUAUUGUAGUAGUAGCGCAAUAGCCUGCAACGUAGACGAAAGGCAAACACGGAGCGCGUAAUUACAAACAACAUUUUAAUAGUUUAUAAGACACAAAGAACUUUACCAAAAAUACUAAUUCAUAGCAUAUAACGAAUCAUUGGCAGUUUUAUCUAUAAGAAGGCUUUAAUCGCAAACAUUUGCUCCUACAAAAGCAUACGGAAACGCGCUCACAAAUUUUAAGAGACCUUCAGCACCACGGUGCGCUCUCCGUAGGUAGUGCUUUUUAAAUUGGAUAACUUUACAAGGCUUUCAGCAGUGCAUUUGCAACUCGGGUCAGUCUGACAACGCGCAGAAACCGAAAAAAAGUGUAAUGAAAACAAAAACUCGAUUAUGAAAACAACGUGACGUAGUAAGAAGUGAGAGAAAUCCAGAAAUUACGUAAAAGCGCGUGUUGCAACGACAACAGUGACUUUUAACUCAUCAAUUUAGUGUAUGUUGAGGGGCGAGGUGCAUUGGGCAAUGAAACUUGCAUUGUCGCUGGACGUGUAAUUGUAUGUGGGUGAAUUGUGUGCGGUGCGCAUCUACCACUCGAAACGAGAGAAAUAAACACAAAGUGCAAAGCCAACUCCCUAAUAUCGCGGAAAACAAGAAACAGAAAGUAAAACAACAAAACUAAAAGUUUAAUAAAAAAUCUCGCCGAAAACGCAUACAAAGGCAAAGACGGCUGGCUAGUUUUAAAUCACAUACUAGUCAGAGUGUUUGCGCCGUGCAGCUGCUGCAAUGUCAUCCUUCAAGGAAAAAUUUAAGCUGUGGACAAGAGGGAAAUCUAGUUUAAACUUACGUGAAGUCAGCAAUGAAAGUAAAGAUAAAAACAACAGAUUUUCACUCAAUACCGAUAACAAAUAUGUGGAGUGUGUGGGCGGUAGUAGUGUAAACACCAGUAGCAUUUCCACAAUCAACGCCGGAGCUGCUGAAACUAAUGCUGGAAGCAAUAAGAAUGCGAGUGGGAAGCAAAGUUUUGAGCAUGAAGACAAAGAUAGGGGCACCGAAAAGGAUACUCGUCAACAAAAUGAGAAUGGUGCACUACAUAAAUGUAUAAAUGAGCUGGCUGCUUCGUUUGGAACGAAUUCUACAAUUAGCGAUAGUGACGCUAUUCGUCACCAACCAUUGGAAGAUAUUGUAGAAAGCGAAAUACCGUCUUCUGGAGAAACCGUGCAGAAACCAUUAAAAUCAAAUACACAGAAGGCAUCCCAUUUUGUUACUGUAAUCGAGGUGAAAGAGAGCAAAACAAACAUGGAUGCUGAGCUGGAGAGUGGACUGGAAGGGAGUGAGUCAGUGCAGAGCACGGCGACACCAACUCUUAGUAGUUUCGAACGUAAAACUUCAACCAAAGUUGAACCGACAGCGCCACCAUUGUCCCCUGCAUUAACAUCACCCUCAAUGUCAGCUUCAUCAUAUGCAGCACAUGCCGAUGCUAAAAAGAAAAUGCCACCAAGACCACCUCCCAAAAAUAUCCGACGUGUCGAGCCACCCACUAUACCUGGACAACUUUCGUCGUCGCCAAAACGCGAUACACCGUAUAUUGGUAGCAACAUGCCCUUACCUAGCACGUCUGGCAAUUUAUCCUCAUCUGAUAGUCCUGGCAAUUCACUUGAACGCCAUGUGAAACCAUCAGCCAUUUUACGACAAAAAUCACCAGAAUCGUUGGAAGCAAAGGUGCUUACAUCCAACCGAAAGACGACAUCAGAUUUGGGCAAGUUUCAUCCGCCUGAUUUGAUGGAAGAGCUGGGCCGUAAGGUGGGCAAAUCGGAAAGUCUUGAGAAAACCAAACGUUCGGAUAUGGCAAGUACACAAAGCCCAACUGGCAGUUUGGGGCGCACAGUAUCCAUACAAAAUCGAAACGUGACAGGCGGUCGUACCAGCGGCACUGGGGUGGGUGUAUCACCUACUGGCAGUUUGAAUAAACCCUCGAAGCUAGCUGUUGCCGAUAGUUCUUCAACAAAUAGCUUGGAAAAGAAAUCACACUAUUCACUACAAGCGACUGACGCGGAAAAUGGACAAACUCAUGUCGUGGGCUCAAAGGAAUCGCUGGCAUCACAAGGCAUAUCUGAAAUUAUUAAAAGCUACGAAUCCGUUUCAUCUUUGGGCUCCGAUUGUGCCAAGGGCGCAGUGGACAAUGAACCAUAUUACGACACAGUGCCGCUGGAUAACGGCGAAGGUGAAUAUGUUUACAUCAAACCAGGCGGCAACGGUUCAUCGUCCAGUCGCGAUGAUCUAUCCACACCAGGCAGUACGCUUCCAAUCGGUUCAGCCACACAUCUCAGCAGUCAAGCGAGUGUGACAGAUCCUGAAUCCCCGGGACGCAGCUCAAAUUAUGUGAAUAUUGAUUAUUUUCUGCAUCAAAGCAAUGAGACACGUUCCAGCUCUUUGGACAGUGAUGGCGAGUAUGAGGGGCCGCCAAUAAUGCGUACUAUUUCUCAUGACGAGCAAAAUUCACAAACCCCUAGUGCUGCACGCAAGAAUUUAGUUUCAGCAAUACUAGUCUCUAGCAAUCUACGCGGUGCUAAAAUACGCUCUAUAUUGAGCAGUAUUAUUCAAAGUGAAACAAUUUAUGUGGAAUGUCUCAACAAAAUGCUACAGUAUAAGAGAGCUAUACAUGCAACACUCGGCACAUCACAGCCUGUGAUCAAGGAGGAAGAGGAGAACACGAUAUUUUUCAAAAUCGACGAACUUUAUGAUGUGCACACACAAUUUCUGAACGAUUUGAAAACGAUUGCGGCGCACGAAGGUGGUGACAUACUUAUCGGCGAACCAUUCAAACGGCUCGCAGACAGUUUUAGCUUAUAUAGCGCUUUUCUGCACAACUACGGACAGGCCAUCGAUACGGUGAAGAAGUGCAGCGCCAACAAUCCACAAUUCAAACAGAUUGUAUCGACGAUUGUCGUCAAUUUACACACGGAACAGUCGCUUACGCUGGAGGACUUGCUGCAUAAACCCGUGGCGCGUGUGCAGAUCAAUGCAUUAGUUUUCAAUGACUUGUUGCGCGAAACACCACCCAAUCAUCCGGAUCAUCAGCCAUUGCGACACUCGCACAAGACCAUACACAUGUUUCUGAAGCAAUUCAAUGUGGUCAACCAGCGUUUGUCAAUGGAAUCGAAUAAGAAUCUACGGCGCAUGGUGAAGAAUUCUUUCAUUGUUGAGCUGGUGGAUGGGCAUCGUAAAUUGCGGCAUCUCUUCCUGUUCAAUGAUGUGAUCGCCUGUGCCAAGUACAAGGCAUCCGGACGUGAGCGCAUUGACUAUGAGCUGAAAUGGUUUAUACCAUUGAAGGAUGUUGUGGUGUUCGAAGAGGCAGACGCCAGUGCUGACCUCAAAGAAUCUAGUCCUGCAAAUAUAUUACAAUUGAAGACGCAAGCAUGCACCGUACGUGAUCAGUUAUUGCUGGAAGAGAAGGACGAUAAGGGACGAAAGUCGAAUGGCUUGCGCUCAGGCGAUAAAUAUCGACGCAAAUUGGCCGACUUGGAGUCGCAGCUGGUGUUGGCCUCGCCGAAUUUAGUCUUCCGUAUUGCCAAUAAAGCAACCAAUAAAACAAUAACAUUUUUCUUGAGUUCUGAUUUCGAGCGCACGCAGUGGAUUGAGUCGAUACUGUCGCUGAAGCAAACCUGCAACAUACCGGGUGCGAAUACGAUAAACGCCUUGGAAGUGCACGCCUUUAUCGUUGCCAUGCAGAAAGGUAUGAAGACUGAAAUGGGCUCAUAUCUGAUGCGCAAUACCAACGACGAGAGUCUGCUAGUGGGCGAUCUGCAUCUGACAGUGCACGGUCUGACGGGUCUCGACCAGCCAGCUGAUUUGUAUAUUUGCAUAGAAGUGGAUUCGUAUGGUCACUACUUCCGCAAAGCCACCACGAAAAUGGUGUGUCGCAGUUUGAGCCCACUCUGGAAUGAGAGCUUUGUGCUGGAGCUUGAGGGCAGCCAGAAUGUACGAAUUUUGCUGUACGAAGCGCAUGAACGUCCAAAGUUGCGCGCUAAACACGUCUUAAAAUUAAGUCGCAGUUGGCUGCAGGAGACACCAUUGUCACGUAUACUGAAACUAGGCGAGACCAUAACGCUGAAUACCACACUGCGAUUCGUGCCCGGCGAGGUGACUUUACGGCGUGUGCCAACAUCGAAACCGGGUGCACUCUUUGGUGCCAAAAUGAGCCAAAUUUUAAAGCGCGAGAAGCGUGACAUUCCAUUCAUUAUCAGUGCCUGCAUACGUGAAGUAGAACGACGCGGCAUGUCUGAGGUGGGCAUUUAUCGCGUGAGCGGCUCUGCUUCCGAUUUGGCUAAAUUGAAGAAGUCUUUCGAAACCAAUGCCUAUGAGGCCGAACAGCUGCUGAAGGAUGUGGAUAUACACUCAGUGACGGGUAUUUUAAAGUCAUAUCUGCGAGAGUUACCCGAGGCAUUAUUUACCGAUGCGCUCUAUCCGAAAUUUUUCGAAACAUUUAGCGCUUUCAGCAACAACAACGAGACAGCGCGCAUAAAUGAACUCAUAAAAGUCUUUGAAGAAUUGCCACAGGCGAAUAAAGCAUCUAUAAGUCAUAUAUUGGAUCACUUAAUACGAGUACAUCAUCAAGAGGCCGACAAUAAAAUGUCGCUACAUAAUUUAGCUAUGGUCUUCGGUCCGACGCUAUUACGGCCCGGUCAAACGCAAGCCAAACAGAAAGACUUGCUAGCUUCCAGCACGGUAGAUGUCAUGGCACAAGCGGGCAUACUCUACUGCUUCCUGCAGGCGCGCAUUAAAAAGGAUUAAAAUUUUAACACAUAAGCAUAGUGAAAGUGACUACUAAUCAGAAAUAUUGUAAAAUGCAUAUAUUUUUGUAGCAAGCAAAGGCCUUUGUAUGCAUGCGCAUAACCUGCGUGAGAGAAAUUAUUCUUAUAACUACGUAGCUUCCAUUGUAUUUAUACAGGCAUAUGCAAAACAGAGCAAUCGUCGACAAUGCGCUGUUGCGCAGCAAAUUGAGUGUGCGGAUGUGCGGAUGGCGAGAGAGUAGCGAGGUUGAGGGUGUUGAAGAAAUUUGUGAAAUAUUGCGAAAAUAGAAAAAAAUCAAAGAAAUUACAAGUUUGCAAUUGUAAGGCGCAUGAAAAGUCUCGCUAGACAGAAAUUGUGCCGGAAACUAUAAUUUUUAUAGUCGAUACAUAUACACAAUAUUAACAAGUGAAACAAAACAAAAGUAUUUGAACAAAACGCACCCCCUAAUAAUGCUGGAAGUAUUGAAAUAUUAUAAAUAUAUCUAUCUACACUGCUCCACACCAUAGAUUUGCACAGCUUAUACUAUCACGGAAGCUUAUUAAAAAAAGUUAGACAAAAUUUCAAAUUUUGUCCGUUUACAAAAACAAUAACAAUACAAUAGAACAUACAUAUACACAUUAAUACUUAAUAACACACAUACAUUUACAUAGCUGCCCAAUAAGCGUUUCGUAAUGUUUAUGAAUUAUUAUAAUUUUCUUUAUCACCACAAAAAAUACUAUAACGCUGGAAUCCUGUUAUUUAUCCGUAUGUAAAUGAAUAUAAAGUUGAAGUAGAGUAAUUUAAGGAUAUAUGGAAAUUAAAGGUUAAAUUUCGAAUUUUCUCCACAAAAUUUCCAUAAACACUGCUAAUGAACCGCAUUUAUUAUUAAACUCAAUUCGCUUCGUGUGUUUCAGGGUGUAAACUACUUAUGUAUUUCAUUUCUCAUCCGUUUUGCUAUUGAAUUGUUUAUUUUCAUAUUUGAAUUAAGUUAAACUAGUUUUUUGUUUUUAUUUUUUUAAUGAAGAUUAAUUCAAUUGCUCAAAAAAUGCAUGAAGUGUUCAACAAAAGAAUUUGUCUAGAUUAGUUUGCAUUUCCAAAGUCAAGUUGUAAUUUAUUAUGUUUCCAUACGAUUUUCAAGGCAAUCGCGUAUUAAAAUGCCCACACUCUUUAUAGCCGACCAUAGAUGUGUCACCUCAGCGGCAUUCCUCUAAACUGUUUUAUGCUGUUACAACAACAACAACAACAACUAUAGUAAUUGUAUAUGGAAAAAAAUAUGAAAACAGCGUUCUUAAGAGUUGCCAUAUUAGCUUGUUUAAAUACUUCAAUGCCAAUGAGUGUGCACAUUCGGACCAUCACCACUGUUGUUAAAUUUCCAUUAUCCUUAAUUUACACUAUAUUGACUGCUUUUCAACUAAUAAACACUUCCACACUUUUCGGGCAAUCAUCUAGCGUUAUUAGUUUCGAUAAUUUUUAAGCAUUGCAUGUAGUACCCCAUUGACUUAGUCUGUGGUCGCUUACAAUUUACCUUGUAAUGGUUACUUAUCGGUCCUUUUAAAAGGUUGCGUGGAAAACAUUGAUUCAAAAAAAUAAAUAAACAAAUAAAAAAUGACGUAGGCUAAAACAAUUUAAUUUAUUUUUUACCUGUAUGUAAAAUUAUAUAAUGCUUAUUUACUUUAUAGUUUAUCUAAAUACGAUUAUAUGUAUUUUGUAGUGCAGUUAUACAAAAACAAAAAUAUAUUAUUAUUAAACAUACUUAUGAAA